Messenger RNA from Trichoderma reesei QM6a, 1911 nucleotides. RefSeq lists its product as uncharacterized. The record is from RefSeq and is a predicted model, not a curated record. Gene Ontology annotation, cellular component: cytosol. NCBI's taxonomy places the organism in Eukaryota, Fungi, Ascomycota, Sordariomycetes, Hypocreales, Hypocreaceae. Gene Ontology annotation, biological process: regulation of Golgi organization. The transcript has 6 exons. The coding region runs from base 1 to 1911 and encodes 636 amino acids.
AUGGAGGCGUCACCGCUGACUCGCCAGCCUCAGCCCGAGGUUUUCGUUCCCAAGAUCAUCGAGCUCUACUCGGCCCUGUUCAAGGAUGACGACGGCGACAAGUCCGAGGGCUUCUGGAGGGAGUUCUUCCUGUUGCGACCCGAUCGGCCGACGCUCAGGAGGAUCCUCAACGACAUCCACCCGGCCGACCUGCUGCUCCUCGAGGGCCGGACAAGAGAGCUGUUUAGCCAGGCGAUUGCGACGGUCAAGAAUGGCAAGGGCUUGGCCCCGCUGAACGCUCUUGAUACCCUGAGCGUCUUCCUCUCCUGCGUGCUGACGAAGAAGCACUCGCACCCGAGCUCCGACAUCAUCACCAUCCUGGCCGGCCUCGACCAUGUCGAUACGGUGUUUACAGACUUUGUGAGCACGCUCGAUGGCAUCAUUCGCAAUGGGACAGAUUGUGUAAGAACCGACGCAGUGGAUCUACGCCACAAGGCGAUCGAGGUGCUGCUGGCCGUCUCGGCGGGCGCCUAUCAGACGACGCUCCUCACGUACAUGAUUCAGAGGGAUCUCUUUCCAUCCAUUAUGAAGUUUAUCCAAAGCACGGAUCAGCCUGAGCAGGGCUUGGAGCCGUUCACCCUGUUGGGAAUCCUUGCCAACUACAACAAGUUUGAGUUUCAGAACCCAUAUCAGCUGCGCCUGAACGACUUUGUCAACGAGGCCGUCAUUCAAAAGGUUGUGCGCUGCAUUGGCGGCGUAUGCCAGGCAUUGCGGUCCGACUACAUUGACAUACAAGAUGACCUUCCCGAGGGCUGGACGUUGAGCAGCACGCUGAACAUGAUUGGGCUCGGGGCCAUUACGCCGGGGCCGAAGCCGGAGAAGAAGCCGGUGUAUGACGCUGCAACAGCAAAGCAACUAUUCACCAAGCUGCCCGGCCAGAAUGCCGCCGUGUUGCUGGCAACAUAUGACUUCUCCCACGCAAACAAACUGUUUUGCUUCCAUCUCGUGACCCUGCCCGGCGAAAAGGGCAAAGAGCGUCCGAUGGCGAGCUACCUGUCGCUCACGUCGUACCUCCUACAGCACUCACACCUGUCGUCCCGGGCGACAUAUUAUGCGCAUCUGAACCUGAUGGUGUUACGUCUGCUGAUUGAGGACCCCGCCAUCUGCAAGAAGAUUUGCAGCGACGAGUCCAAGACCUCUGUGCGGCUAUGUCGACAACGGCAGCCCUUCCUGCCGCUGGUCAAGGGGGAGCGCGUGCUCGCGGCGAGCGUCCUCGACACGAUGCUGGACGGCAUCAAUCACAAUCUGAAGCGGCGGCUGGACGUCAGUCUCUACGUCCUCUGCCUGGGCAUCAUGCUUCGGAUCAUUUCGUAUCUAUCGCGUUCCCGGACGCGGCUAACGUAUCACUGGUCCGAGUUCUUUCGGUCUCUGCUCUCGCUCAUACGGUUCCUAAACACAUAUGCUUCGGACUUGAAAGACCUGCAGCACAUCGAAACGGUACUCGAUCACGUCGUCAACCUGGUAGCGCUGUCUCUGUCGGCGGGCGAGGCGUUUCUGCCCACGCCGGCCGCCUACGACGACCUCUUUUACAAAGUCUUUGAAUCGGGCGAGGUGCUCGCCUCCUUCAAGGACAACUACCGGCUGGGCAACCGCAACAGCAACUCCAUCGACACGCUCAUCAGCGUCAGCGCGCACUACAAGCAGAUGCUGACGGCGAGGGGCAGCUCGGAGAAGAAGCUGCCGGCGAACCUGACGACGCAGCAGGUGGCCGAGGUGAUCAAGCAGGGCUACGAGACGCUGAGCAUCCAGGCGCGCGAGGGGCUGGACGGGUGGGAGCGGUACCGCGAGGCGGACGACAAGAUCUUGCUCAAGAAGCUGGCCAGGACGGCGGUGGGGGAUGUCAUGGGCAUGGUGGAGAGGCAAAAUUACUGA